AUGGUCAAGGCUGUCGCUGUUCUCCGUGGUGACUCUAACGUCAAGGGCACCGUGAUCUUCGAGCAGGAGUCCGAGUCCGCUCCCACCACCAUCACCUACGACAUCUCCGGCAACGACCCCAACGCCAAGCGUGGCUUCCACAUCCACACCUUCGGUGACAACACCAACGGCUGCACCUCUGCCGGCCCUCACUUCAACCCCCGUGGCACCACCCACGGCAACCGCACCGACGAGGUCCGCCACGUCGGUGAUCUCGGCAACCUCGAGACCGAUGCUCAGGGUAACGCCAAGGGCUCCGUGACUGACAACCUCGUCAAGCUCAUCGGCCCCGAGUCCGUCAUUGGCCGCACCGUCGUCGUCCACGCCGGCACUGACGACCUUGGCAAGGGUGGCAACGAGGAGUCCCUCAAGACUGGCAACGCCGGUCCCCGCCCCGCCUGCGGCGUCAUUGGUAUCUCCCAGUAA
Molecule: messenger RNA, 465 nt
Organism: Sordaria macrospora k-hell
Lineage: Eukaryota; Fungi; Ascomycota; Sordariomycetes; Sordariales; Sordariaceae
Biological process (GO): superoxide metabolic process
Molecular function (GO): copper ion binding
Source: RefSeq, a predicted model, not a curated record